Adineta steineri is the source of this 191-nucleotide messenger RNA. Lineage: Eukaryota; Metazoa; Rotifera; Eurotatoria; Adinetida; Adinetidae. The record is from the annotation of a GenBank genome assembly.
AUGCAAAAAAAAAAAUCCGGUGAGGAAGGUGAAAUUGAAGAAGAAGAAGAUGAUUAUAUUGAUAAUGAAACACGUCGCGAAGAUUUAACCAUAAAAUUAUCACUUGAAACAAUUAUGCGAGAAUAUGCUCGAGAAAUGAAUCAACGUGCAUUAGAAGCAAAAGAAAUGGCAGCUCGAGAAGCUCAAGCAGC